UCGUUAACAGAGCUGAAUAUACUCCCAAAAUGUACGUCCCUGGAAUAAUUUCUGAAAGGAGAGAAGUUUCUAGUUAUGCUUUUUGAAGAAGAAGAUGGCCAGCCAAUGCAAUCAAAGUCAGUCUAUGUUUUCUGACAACUCCCAUCCAGAGGAAUACAAAAUUGCGGCACUGAUCUUCUACAGCUGCAUCUUCACAAUCGGAUUGUUUGUUAACAUCACCGCCAUAUGGGUCUUCAGCUGCACGACGAAGAAGAGGACGACGGUCACCGUGUAUAUGAUGAACGUGGCACUGCUUGACUUGGUUUUCAUCCUCUGCUUACCCUUUCGCAUGAUCUACUAUGGGAAGGGAAACUGGCCUUUUGGAGAUGUUUUCUGCCGGAUUAUUGGAGCCCUCACCGUGUUCUAUCCAAGCAUUGCCCUCUGGCUUCUGGCUUUCAUCAGUGCCGACCGGUACAUGGCCAUCGUGCAGCCCAAGCACACGAAAGAGCUAAAGAACAUAAGCAAGGCUGUGCUCGCCUGUGUCGGAAUCUGGAUAAUGACUCUGGCAAGCACAACUCCAUUACUCUUUUUAUACGACGAUCCGGACAAAGAUCCGUGCACCUGUCUGAAAAUGCUUGAUAUCAUCCACUUAAAAAGGAUUAACAUGCUCAACUUCACUCGGCUCAUUUUCUUUUUCCUGCUUCCUCUGUUUAUCAUGAUCGGAUGCUACUCCACCAUCAUCCACAGCCUCAUCCAUGGCAGGAAUUCUAAGCUGAAACCAAAGGCCAAGGAAAAAUCCAUACGGAUCAUCAUUACUUUGAUCGUGCAAGUUCUUGUCUGCUUUGUGCCCUUCCAUAUCUGUUUUGCUUUCCUAAUGCUGCACGGCGGAGAGAACAGGUUCGAUCCAUGGGGGGCCUUCACCACGUUUCUCAUGAACCUCAGCACGUGCUUAGAUGUUAUCCUGUAUUACAUUGUUUCUAAACAAUUCCAAGCUAGAGUAAUCAGUGUCAUGCUCUACCGUAAUUAUCUCCGAAGCGUGCGCAGGAAGAGUUUUCGAUCAGCCAGUUUACGGUCCCUGAGCAACAUCAACAGUGAAAUGAUUUAAGAGCCCGCGGACGUUUUUUUAGCGAAUUUAACAACUGAAGCCUGAAAGAUGUUCCAGUGAGAAGUACAUAAAAUCCACCGCAUUAUAAGAUUACCUCGAUGAGGAAAAACUUUCAAAAUAAGACUUAUCUUCAUCUUACAAUAAAGCCAAGUCUUCCUUGUGAUUUCAAUUACCAUGUUCUAUUCACUACUUUCUGGUGUCCUGGCAAGUGUGGAGAGGAACCAAAGACAGGAGACGUCAUCUCUACCACCUGAGGUUCCCACUGAUCUGUUUUUCUCAUGCAGACAAUCUUAAUUUCUAAGGGUUCACCUUGAAUCCACUUUCCUUUCCCAUAUUGAAGCUUGGGAAUGCCGGCCUGGGAGGCUGAUAUGAUUUUUCAAGCUCUGGCUUGGGUGAGCUGGAGAGUUGUACUCUGGACCACAAAUUCUUUGCUUCACAUUUGUUUCCUAGCCCUUGGCUCAUUCUUACGGGGCCUCUCUCCCAGAUUCCCUCUGUUUGACGACAACCACAUAACACCCAACCU
Messenger RNA from Tachyglossus aculeatus (Australian echidna), 1607 nucleotides. It is a transcript of the gene GPR18, whose product is annotated as G protein-coupled receptor 18. Gene Ontology annotation, cellular component: membrane. The transcript is spliced from 2 exons. NCBI's taxonomy places the organism in Eukaryota, Metazoa, Chordata, Mammalia, Monotremata, Tachyglossidae. The coding region runs from base 95 to 1084 and encodes 329 amino acids. The record is from RefSeq and is a predicted model, not a curated record. Gene Ontology annotation, molecular function: G protein-coupled receptor activity. Gene Ontology annotation, biological process: positive regulation of Rho protein signal transduction; phospholipase C-activating G protein-coupled receptor signaling pathway.